This is a messenger RNA of Exophiala dermatitidis NIH/UT8656, 1413 nucleotides long. RefSeq names its product glycosyl transferase. The record is from RefSeq and is a predicted model, not a curated record. Gene Ontology annotation, molecular function: alpha-1,6-mannosyltransferase activity. Gene Ontology annotation, biological process: protein N-linked glycosylation. Bases 1 to 1413 code for a protein of 470 amino acids. Gene Ontology annotation, cellular component: mannan polymerase complex. NCBI's taxonomy places the organism in Eukaryota, Fungi, Ascomycota, Eurotiomycetes, Chaetothyriales, Herpotrichiellaceae. The transcript is spliced from 2 exons.
AUGAAAUUCCAGCCAUCCCGCCAACAUUCGGAGGGGUUUCUUGCCAAGCAACUCCGAAGAAUCGUUCCUCUAUGCAUUGCCUGUCUUAUCCUCCUACUUUACCGCAAUGCCGUGGUCGGCGGAUCCGGCGAAAAUGCUCCAUCGGCCGUGGAAAAGUUUCCUCGAAAGAUUUGGCAGUCAUGGAAAGUCGGCCCCCUCUCGUUCGAGCAGAGAGACUCGGAACGGGCAAAAACAUGGACUGUCAAGAAUCCCGGCUAUAGAUAUGAGGUGCUCACCGAUGAUAACGCCAUGGCAUAUGUGGAAGGACACUUUGGUCCGUUGGGCCUCAAUCGGCCGGAUAUUGUGCAUACCUACAGAUCACUCAACGACAAGAUUAUCAAAUCAGACCUUCUAAGAUACCUCAUUAUGUAUGCGGAAGGAGGCGUGUACGCGGAUAUCGAUGUCGAGGCCCUGAAGCCUUUGGAGCUCUUCAUUCCGGAUCGGUUCCACGAGAGAGAUCUUGACAUGGUGAUUGGGGUCGAGACGGAUGAACCAGGGUUCUUGGGCCACCCUGUCCUCGGUUCAAAGUCACAAUCGUUCUGCCAGUGGACGUUCAUCUGUAAGCCGCGGCUACCGGUCAUGAUGAGGCUCGUAGAUGGUAUACUUGCCUGGCUUAACAGCAUGGCCAAAGAGCAAGGGAAGUCCAUUUCAGAGCUUGAAUUGGAUUUCGACGAGGUUAUUAGCGGUACUGGACCUUCCGCUUUCACGAAUGCUAUUCUUGCCGAGAUCUCCAAGAUCCGAGGUGAGAAGACGAACUGGAACCACUUCCACGGCAUGCUGGAAGCGAAGGCCGUCGGUCGAGUUCUAGUGCUCACAGUGGAGGCGUUUGCAGCUGGUACAGGGCACUCCGACUCUGGCAAUCAUGGAGGCAAGAGUGCACUCAUCAAGCAUCACUUUCAUGCGUCGUCCUGGCCUACAAGCCAUCCUCGAUACAAACACCCUGUUUAUGGCGAGGUGGAGAAAUGUAACUGGAAUCCGGAGUGCGUCAAGUUAUGGGAUGCAAACACCAAGUUCUUCGACUCGCUUCCUGCCCAAGAGCAGGUCAAACUGAUUGCCAUGAAAGAGCUCGAGGAUGCAAAUGCUCCGAGGUCCGGAGAUGCACUUCAAGGCGGCGGAGGCCAGGCCAUGCACCCAGGUGGCGCCGUUGCAUUCCAGGCGCCCUUCAUGGACGACACUGACGAUUGGUUUGCGGGCGAUGCGAGUUUCGAGGGAGAUCGGUCGCCAGAGUUCGCGGUGCCUGGGGAAGAUUUCGCAGUGAGGCCAGCUAUGAGAGCUGAUUCUGAGCCUGAUACGGACCCAGACGCCCAACCCUGGGACAAAAACAAGCAGCCAAAGCCGGCCAUCAAGCUAGAAGUCAAGGAGGCACAAGGGUGA